AGUUUAAGUAAAUCUCAACCGUGUAUCACAAAUGGGACCCGCUAUAAAUGGACGGUCAGGAUAUAAUCUCUCUCCACAGCAUAAGGUAUAUCUUUCUCAUUUCAGUUAGUAGACUAGUAGUAGAGCUCAGAAGAAACCCUCUUCCCCAGAAAUGGCGUCUUCUUUCACUACGCCAAAGCUCACCACAUCCACAACUCUCCUCUUCUCUAAGAACCUCUCAUUUUCUCUCUCUAGCCCCUUUCUGUCUCUUCCAGUAAAUUUAACUUCACUCGCUCGCGCCCGCUCUCGCUCAAUCUUUCUCAAUGAUCACCAUCACCACCGGCAGCGGCGUGGUUUCAUUACAGCUUCUGCCGAGUCCGAAAACGGCGCUGAAAUCGGCCGCAAGUACGAUUUUGAUCUCUUCACCAUCGGCGCCGGCAGCGGGGGAGUCCGUGCUUCCCGCUUUGCCGCCAAUUUCGGUGCCUCUGUCGCUGUCUGCGAGCUUCCAUUCGCAACUAUCUCAUCCGACACCACUGGCGGCGUUGGCGGCACGUGUGUGCUUCGUGGAUGUGUGCCCAAGAAACUACUGGUGUAUGCUUCAAAAUAUUCUCACGAAUUUGAAGAAAGUCAUGGUUUUGGUUGGUCAUAUGACAAUGAGCCAAAGCAUGAUUGGAGCACCUUGAUGGCAAACAAGAAUGCUGAAUUGCACCGUCUCACUGGCAUUUACAAGAAUGUCUUGAAGAAUUCUGGUGUCACUUUGAUUGAAGGCCGUGGAAAGAUAGUGGAUCCUCACACAGUUGAUGUAGAUGGGAAAAUAUAUUCGGCCAAAAAUAUACUAAUUUCAGUUGGAGGGCGACCCUUCAUUCCUGAAAUUCCUGGCAGCGAGUAUGCAAUUGAUUCAGAUGCUGCCCUUGAUUUGCCAUCUAAGCCUGAGAAGAUAGCAAUCGUUGGUGGUGGAUACAUUGCCUUGGAGUUUGCUGGCAUCUUCAAUGGUUUGAAUAGUGAGGUUCAUGUAUUUAUACGUCAGAAGAAAGUUCUGAGAGGAUUUGAUGAAGAGGUCAGAGAUUUUCUUGGAGAACAAAUGUCUGUUAGAGGAAUUGAGUUCCACACGGAGGAGUCUCCCCAAGCAAUCACUAAAUCCGCUGAUGGUACAUUGUCUUUAAAAACCAGCAAAGGAACAAUUGAAGGUUUCUCACAUGUUAUGUUUGCAACUGGACGCAGGCCUAAUACUAAGAAUUUAGGACUGGAGGCUGUUGGGGUCAAUAUGAACAAAAAUGGAGCAAUAGAGGUUGAUGAAUACUCUCGAACUUCAGUCCCUUCCAUUUGGGCAGUUGGAGAUGUUACAGACCGUCUAAAUCUCACUCCAGUUGCUUUGAUGGCGGGAGGUGCCUUGGCAAAAACACUAUUCCUGAAUGAACUAACAAAACCUGAUUACAGAGCUGUUCCUUCUGCUGUGUUUUCGCAACCACCGACUGGACAAGUUGGUCUUACUGAAGAACAGGCUGUAGAGCAGUAUGGCGAUGUUGACAUUUUCACAGCAAACUUCCGACCCUUAAAGGCUACUAUAUCAGGGCUCCCUGACCGAGUCUUCAUGAAACUUGUGGUCUGUGCUAAGACAAACAAAGUUCUGGGGUUGCAUAUGUGCGGAGAAGAUUCACCUGAAAUUGUGCAGGGAUUCGCAAUUGCUAUCAAAGCUGGCUUGACCAAAGCUGAUUUUGAUGCCACAGUUGGUGUUCACCCAACAGCUUCAGAAGAGUUUGUCACAAUGAGGACUCCUGCACGGAAGAUUCGGAAAAGUCCUCCAUCUGAGGGAAAGACGGAUUCUGAGGCUAAAGCUGCAGCUGGGGUAUAGAUGAUGCUCUUGCUUUUAACCAAUCUAGUGACUGCUCGAUAAAGGUGUGAAAAUUGUUAUGGUGACUUUUGAAAACUUCUUUUCUUCGUUAGGCUGCCCUUUUGUUUGGCUGACAUUGACAAAGUGCAUGUAAUGCGUGCUUAAGGAUAUUAACACAAAAUAAUUGCCCUUCACAAUAAUGCAUCUUAGUUCUAGUCAACUAUUCGUACCCCUGUCAAUUGAGGCUAAAUUUUAAUAAUCUUAACAUAAAAUGCUUUGUUUCCCUUACUGAGAAAUUGACAUACUAGUGAAUAGUACAUUUUGCCAUAGUAAGUUAUGCUUCUUUUCCAAUUCACUAAUUAAAGUAACAAAACAUGAACAGGUCUCCAUCUAUCGAAAUCACUGAUAAAGUUCCAAAUGGUCACCCAGAAUGUAAUAUGUCAGGCAAUGCACCAUGUUUGAUUAGAAUUCUCACAAAUGCUUUAAAGAGAAUGCUGGUUUGGCUUCGGGGCAAUGAGUGGAUACGGGAAUGGAAUUCUUGAGGAUCAAAGAUUGUUCUAUACCAUUGGCAUGAUACAUAUAUUGUUUUUGCUUAUAUUUCCUACUUUCUGUCAUUUGCAGUGAGGAUGAGAUAUGGAUUGCAAUCAAUAAUCAGCAUUUCCAUUCCACCCUUCAAUAAUAAUUGUUGUUGUGGUUGUUUUCAAAGUCGAAUUAUCCGUUUUGUACAAUAUAUUACAGAUGUUGAGAGCAAACCAAACCAAGCCAAAUUGAGUGUACAAAGGUAGAGAUUCUUCACUACUUAGUAUUGUAUUUUGGAAUGGGAGUUUUUUGUUCAUUUUUGUUAAUUGUUCUGCAUGAAACAUUUGUAGCGUGGAAAUUACGAAAAACUACAGGUUGGAACUA
Molecule: messenger RNA, 2713 nt
Organism: Cannabis sativa
Lineage: Eukaryota; Viridiplantae; Streptophyta; Magnoliopsida; Rosales; Cannabaceae
Product: glutathione reductase, chloroplastic
Exons: 10
Coding region: 152-1831 (559 amino acids)
Biological process (GO): glutathione metabolic process; cell redox homeostasis; cellular response to oxidative stress
Cellular component (GO): cytosol; mitochondrion
Molecular function (GO): NADP binding; flavin adenine dinucleotide binding; glutathione-disulfide reductase (NADPH) activity
Source: RefSeq, a predicted model, not a curated record